This is a messenger RNA of Drosophila busckii, 6812 nucleotides long. Its product is annotated as serine-rich adhesin for platelets. NCBI's taxonomy places the organism in Eukaryota, Metazoa, Arthropoda, Insecta, Diptera, Drosophilidae. Bases 1168 to 6618 code for a protein of 1816 amino acids. The transcript has 7 exons. The record is from RefSeq and is a predicted model, not a curated record.
UUCUGUUGUAAUUUUUUCAUUUGUCGCAAGGUGAAAUCGAAAUGACGGCAAUUAAACAGUGUAAAGUGCAUUAAAAUUAGUAAAUUAUGCAGCAAAUGAAAGUUGGGCAAGCCGUGCAGCUGUUUUAGAUAAAUGAGCCCCUGAAAAUUUAACUUAACUACAAUUAAAACGUGCUUGAAAAUUUUUACUUUGUGCGACCAGAAAUCAUACCAACACACGCGCACAUAUUAUAUAUACACACACACACAUGGCAAUGGCCUCGCAUCGCAGCAUAUAUAAAAGCUCAGUUGUAUAUUGAAGAAGGAGCGUACAAAGCAGAAGACGAGAAGAAAGAUUUCUGUGUCAUUGAACGAGGCGGCGAUGAGGCGACAGACCCAAGGAGUCGCAAAAAUCGAAAAGCUCGGAUACAGGCAUAUGGAUUAGCAGUGCGGCAGGUGCACAAACCUCAAGGAUACUUGCUCACCACUACCACUACAUACAUAUAAACUGUAUAGACGCUACGAUCAAUACGAACACCGCAGCCUUUGUACGAGUUUUUUUUAUAUUGAACUGCAAUCAUUUAACAGUAAGUGCGUCAUUAGGCAACAAUUUUCUCGCCGUGUAUGUGUGUAUACAAAGAGUCCCCAAACAAGCCAGUGUGUGCGUGAGUGAGUGUUUUGUGGUGUGCGAGCGACUCUCCUUGAAUGAAAUCAAUUAAAUGCUAAAGAGAAUACACACAGAGAAAGAGAGAGAGACACAACCGAAAUUGAAGAAACACGAAGCGGAAACACACUGAAAGCGUAUCUACCUUGCGUGUGUGCUCGUAUGUGUGUGUGUGUGUGUGUGGAAAAUCAAAGCCAGCAAAGACAACAACAACAACAACACAAGCCCUGUGCCCUAGCAGAGAUCACACUAAUACCAAUGCAACAGCAGCAAGCAAUAGCAGAGGGUUUAGCAUAAGAAGAGCUUGAUAAAAAUGGCCGAAAGAGGAGCAAUAGCAGCGACUGCAACAAAAGUCACAGUUUUAUGACUCUAAAGAGAGAGAGCGCAAGCGAGAGAGAGAGACACGAAAGUGUGUUGGUCAGCAAAAACGAGAGCGAGAGCUAGUGAGUGAGAGUGGGGCUGAGUGCUUCAACCAACAACAGUUAAAUACAAGUGCGUGUGUGUGUUUGUGUUAAACUCAUCAACAUGUCGAGCGUCGAUUGCGUGCAAUGUCCCGUGUGCACUUUGUACCUGCACGCGGGCAUGAAUCUCUCCGAUCACUUGGAGACACAUCCCAAGGAGAAGGUCAUCAAGGCUCUGGUGCAAAUGACAAUCUCUGGCAAUAGCCAUGGCAAUGCUUUGGCUGCUGCCAUGCUUGGCAAUGACGGCAGCAGCAAUGCGGCAGCCAUUGAAGCAGCUCCAUCUUCAUCCUGCUCGAACAACAACAACAACAACAACUCUUCUUCAUGCUCAGCAACAGCAACAGCUGCUGUAGCGGCGGAAAUAAAGUCGCCAAGCAGCAGCAGCAGCAGCAACAACAACAGUCUUAAACAGUCGAACAAUCCACCGAUUAAGGUAGAGAAAAAUGCUCCGCCAGUCCUGACUGAAGCGCCAGCAAUCACUACAAAUGCACCAGCAGCACCACCCACCACCACCAACACCACGCCAAGCAGCUUGGGCAAUCUAUAUCAGGCGACGCUAACAAGCGAGUAUCGCUACGAGCAGGAGCUGCAUAGCUUUUCGCGCAAUAGCACCACCACCACCACCAGCACACUUGUCAUACCACAAGCGCCACAGCAGCAUCAGCAGCAGCAGCAACAUUUUCUAGCUAAUAGCAACCAAUUCGCGCAGCAGCAGCAGCCACAUUCAAGCUUAAAGUUCACCUAUGCAACAGCGUUGCCACCACCCCCGCCACCACCAUUGCAACUCUUUGCAUCACAGCCAACAGCGACGCAGUCACAUCAAAAGCCACCGCCCGCCUAUGGCGCAGCCAUCAGUCAAAUUCGAUCUCAGCACAACCAAAAUAAGCAACAGCAUCAACAGCAGCAACAGCAACAACAGCACAUCAGUGUACAACAUAAUUUUAAUCUGGCACCACCGAGCGGUAAGCAGCACCACAAGCAGCUGCAUGCGGAGCUGUUUAUGAAUCCACCGCCUGCACCUGCAACAGCAACAGCCUCCGCUACAGCGCAAGCCGCGCUCUCCACACCUUCCACCUCCACAAGACUGCAACACCACCACCCGAUCCCACAGCAAUUGCCACAGCUGUCGCCAACACCAGGCAGCCUACUGGCAACACACGGCACCAACUCCGCUUUAGUAUUGGCCAACUCAACGUCCUGCCCUCCCUUAGCCGGCCCCUCACGCAAUCGUCAGUCCAACAGUUCGCCAUUUGGUGCGCUGCUCAAUGCAGCCGCUGCCUGCGCCUCGCCUGCCAACUCAACUAGCAACUCGGUGCUGCGCUAUGCGGAGUCACCAGUGGCGCAUUAUCUGGAGCGCGAGAAUGGAGACUUUAUAGUGCAGGAGACGCCCAAGCAUAUAGUGGAGUGUGUGGAAAAGGAGGACGGUGGCUUCUCUGUCAUUGAGCGCAUCUAUCAAUCGCCCCCAAGCGUCUUGCACAUACACGAUGAUGAUGAGGAGGAUGAAGACGAGCCUGAGGAGCAUCAUUGGGUACAUAGCGAGGAUGAGAGAAUUCCAGAGCCUGAGCAUGCAUCAGACAGUGAUGAGGAAGAGCGUGAGCGUGAGCAGAAUCGCAAUAGAGCUAGCAGCAGCAAGGCAGCCAAAAAGUCGAGCAGAUCCAAGCCUAGCAGCAGCACCAGCAGCAGAGCACAUAAGCAGUCAAGAAGAGCGGCGGCGGCGGCGGCACUGGAGGAUCAGGAAGAGUUCUUAAGCGUGGGCAGCAGCAGCGAUGAGGGAAGCAUGCAGCAAACAGCAGCCCAAGAGCCGGAGCCGUUGCCUGCCGCACCAAUAACUAACAGCGCAUUGUCUGGUUGCUCCAACUCGAGUGGCGCCGCCAAGUCCAAGAAGAAUCGUGUCACCGUCUUGAGCGAUGUGCCGCUGAAUAUGAACGAAUAUUUGGAUUUGGUGGGCAACAUUGUGGCGUCCAGUCGCAUUAGUUCCGCGCGUCCAUUUGCCACCGUUGCGCCCUCACCGUUUGUCAAGGUGGAAAAGGAAGAACCCAUGGAUGACUACGAUAUAAUGGGCCAGCCCACAGCCAGCGGCGGUGGCAGCAGCAGCAGCAACAGUGGCAGCGUUCAUGGCACUACCAGCGUCAUACGCAUGGCCAGCGGCCAGGUGCCAGCUGAGGAUCUAACCCAGCCGCCGCUAAUGAAGGUGGAAGUGGAGCCCACAACGCUGCUGCCGCAACGAUAUACGGCGCCGGCGCAGCAACGCGGCCCCAAGAAGUUAGUGAUUAAACCAAAGGCAACAGCAACUGCAACGACAGCAACUGCGUCGAAAAAGACUGACAACAGCGCUGCUUGCAGCAGCAGCAGCAGCAGCGGCAGCGGUAGCAGCAGCAGCAGCAUAUCAAAGCCCAACGCAGAGCUUGUGCAUAUCAAAAGUGAAAGCGCCGAGGCAGCCACAAGCAGCGGCAGUGGCAGCGGCAGCAUUCUGGAGAAGCAUCUGACCAAUAGCUUUGCAUCGCAGCAACAGCAGCAGCAGCAGGAACGCAAGCACUCCGCCGUAAAUGAUGAUGAUGCGCGUGUGUUGUUGGAGUUUGCCAACUCCAAGCAGCAGCCACUGGCGAGCAACAGCAGUCCAACCACAUUUGUAGUGAAUGCAGCCAGCUUUGCAUCAGCGGGUUCUGUCUUUGCCAGCAGCACUGCAGCAACAGCAGCAGCAGCUGCAGCUGCAACUGAAGUUGAUCAAAAGGAGGGCAUUCGUCCGGGCGAUGAGUAUAUAGUGCCUGAUGAUAGCGAUCAAGAAGUGGAUGAAAUUGUGAUAUCCUCCUCAUCCUCAUAUGCUUCCAGCAAUCCACAGCAGGCAACGUCGCAGGCAGCAGCUGCAGCAACAGCCACAAGCUUGCAGCAAUCAGAACAACCAGCAACAUCAGCAGCAGCAGCUAUGGCCAAUCCUGCGCUUGCAACUAGCUUCAAUGAGUUUAACUUUUUAUAUCAUCAUCAUCAGCAAAACGGCAACAGCUUUGCAAGCUUUGGUUUGCAACAUCAGCAACAUGUUCAUCAUCAUCAGCAGCAGCAACAACAACCAGUUUGUAGCGAAGCCACCAAUGCAGCAACGCUUGCCUCAUCCUCCGCCAGCAAUUCCUCAGCACUGGAUCAUGAUGCUUCCAUGAAUGCCAGCUUCCGCUUAACUAAGCCACAGCCCCACACACUAGACAGUUGGUAUCAACAGCAGCAGCAACAGCAGCAGCAGCAACAACAACCAACAACAUCAACUCAGCCCACAAGCAACUUUAUGGCCAACUUAGCUGCCGUCGAUUGCUGCAGUGCAGCCAUUGAUAGCGAUGCCAACAUAGAGGCCAAGUAUUUGGAUUUGGAUGCCUGCAAGCGCGAGCAGCUAAGCAACAGCAGCAGCCGCAGUCAUUUGCCAUCAGCAGCCGCCUCCGCCUGCACCACCUCCUCCUCCUUUGCAGCUGCUGCUACUGAGAGCAGUUUGGUUCAGGGUCUUGCUUUGAAUAUACGCACCGAUGAGAAAAUGCCCGCCAAGGGUGAAAUAUCCGAGCAGGAAAGCAAUUGCGACAUUGAAAACUCCUGGAGUCAAUCAUCGAUGUAUGGCGACAUAUCACAGCGCUACUUUAGGCAACAAUUCACGGAUGGCUAUCAUCAUCAACAGUUGCCUGACUGGCGACAGGAUUACCUGCCAGUGCAGGAUCUCAGCUCAGCACAGCCGGAGCACGCAGAGCGUGAGCAUAAACGUUUUGAAUUCCAUACCAACGCCAGUGUCUCGGCCUAUGCGCAUCUCAGCGAGCCGAGUUUACUGGAGCCCGCAUCUUCGCAUUUGCUGGCUGGUCCACCAAUCGCUUCCACUUCACGUGCUGCCGCUGAGGCUGAGGCAGUGGCCACAGCGCUGGCGCAGCGCAAGCCGCCACGCAAAAAGCUCUACAAGUGUCCGCAUUGCGAUAUUAUCUAUGAUAAGCUCCGAGAACGCAAUGCGCACAUGAUAAGCGAACACAACUAUGUGCGACAGAAUCGGCGGCUCAUUUGCACGCAAGCGCCGCCGCCGCCACCACCACCUCCACUACUAUCCACAGAUGUGCAUCAGCAGCAGCAGCAGCAACAACAGCAGCUGAUGCUGCAAGCUGGCGUCAGCAGUGCUGCAGAUGCAGAGGAGUCCAAAGAUGGCAUUGUUAAGAUCAAGGAAGAGAAUUGCCAGGAGAAGCCCGAGAGCUCAACGUCCGAGCAGCAGCGGCUCAGCCAGCUAGAGUUGCCCGAUGUGAAAGAUGCCAGCCUGUUGGCUCAGCCCGAUUCGGACGUCAAGCCGCCCACCAAUGUAACAGAACCGGAUGAUCUGCUGGCCAUAGCACCGCUGGCAAUGACCACACCGGCUGCCAAGCUGGCGGCACUCUAUCGCAUGUUGAUUGCAUACAACGAAUCCAAGUUGGGCCAGGAGCGCAACAAUCUCAAUGAGCUGGAGCAGAAGGCUAUGGAAAAGUCGAUAUUCUUGUGCUACAUUUGCCGCACAGACUUUCCGUCGGUGAAGCUUUAUGAUGCGCAUUUAACUGAACAUCCCGCCGAGUGUUUUACCUGCGGUAAGAAAUUCUAUCGCUGGAAGAACUUUUCACUGCAUCUCAAGCGUCAUCUGGGCUGGAAGGAAUUUGGUUGUUAUGUCUGUGACAAAAAGUUUGUGGUGCGCAGCGCAUUGGUGGAGCAUAUGCGCAUGCAUACGGGACAGACGCCGCUCAAGUGCAAGAUUUGUGGCAAAAAGUUCAAGCGCUAUUCCAAUCUGACGCAACAUCGCAAGCGUCACACCAAGAUGACGGUGCGCAAGAAGGAGUACGUCUGCCAUUGCGGCGAGGUGCUGCCCUCGAAGGCGCGCUUCCUUUGGCACAAGGAGACGCACGAUUUGAAGCCCAAGUGUUGUCCCUAUUGCUGUGAUCGCUUUGUCCACGCCAACUCGUUGCGCCGUCACAUACGAUUGGCGCAUUCGGAUAAGUUUGAUUACGCCGAGCCCAUGGAGUGUCCCAUGUGCAAGCAGAUCUUUGCCAAGACAUCGAUAAAAGCGCACAUGGCAACGCAUUCGACGGAUCCGCAAUACGAUUGCGCCAUUUGCAACAAGAGCUUCUCCACCAAAUGGAAUCUCAAGAUACACUCUUGGGUGCACGCCAAUCGCACAGCCAAACCCUUCAAGUGCGAAUACUGUCCCAAGGCAUUUGUGCGCGAGCUGGACUUUAAGAAUCACAUGAAUGCCCACAAACAGAUCAAGCCCUAUACCUGCGAAUAUUGUGGCUGCAAGUUUAUACGCAAAUACAACUACAUGCGCCACAGGCGGGAGCAUCAUGGCAACAAGAAGUUCACGUGCGAUCAGUGCGAUAAGUCUUUCCAUCGCCACUACUAUCUCAUCGAGCAUCGGCGCAUACACACCGGCGAGCGGCCCUUCCAUUGCACCAUUUGCGGCAAGAGCUCCACCACAAAAACCAAUCACAACAAGCAUCUGAAGAUUCAUCACUCGCGCGAUCCAUUCACUGUGGAGGUUUAAGUGCAUAGGGUAGUAACAUCUAAGAAAAAUAUAGGAAUCCAUAACUAUAUAACUGUAUGAACUACAACUAAUCAAACUUAAGUUUUAUUCAUAAUUAGCUAACUGUUCAUAAAACUCUUCUCUUCUCGUAUGUGUGUAUCUGUGUAUCUGUGGUUCAACUAACAAACAACAAAAAACAAAACAAAAACAAACAA